Molecule: messenger RNA, 3000 nt
Organism: Dictyostelium purpureum
Lineage: Eukaryota; Evosea; Eumycetozoa; Dictyosteliales; Dictyosteliaceae
Exons: 3
Coding region: 1-3000 (999 amino acids)
Molecular function (GO): lipid binding
Source: RefSeq, a predicted model, not a curated record
AUGAAUCAUUACCCAUCAUAUUCAAAUGAAAAGUAUUUCGAUGAUUAUGAUGUAAAUGAAGAGAAUAAGAAUUUUAACAGGAAUAGAGCAGACUCUUUUGUAAGAACCCAGGUUUAUUCACCAAUUAUUGAACCGCUACACUACGACGAAAACGAUUUAAAUAUUAUAGAAUUAGCAGGUAAUAAUUUAACAACCCACUCACAGAAAUCAGCAUUCGAGUCACCCUUUCCAAACCCAUUAAAUCAUAAUAAUAGUAAUAGUAAUAAUAUAAAAAAAAGUCAAAGCUCAACUAGCUUCUCAUCAAAUAGAAAUCAAUCAUCAUAUGAAUAUAGUAAUAGUUAUAGUAGUAAUGGCAGUGGUGUGGGUAGUAAAAUAAACAUGUCACCUUCAACUUCAUCAAAUUCAUUAAAGGGAUCAAAUUCAUUAAAAAGAACAAAUAUAAUUUUAAAUGAUAUACCAGAGCAUUCAGUUUUAGAUACACCAACAACUAAUAGAACUGCAGAUAUAAUUUACAAUCAAGUACAGCAAUAUAAUAAAAAUAAUAGCAUUAGUGAUGCCCCACCAAUAACCACUACAACUACCACUACAACCACAAAAAAUGCAACAAAAAAUAAUAAAAGUAAAUCAUUAGAUCAGUUACCACCAAUUGAAAGUAAAAUUGCAGAAAAGAAACAAUCAUCAUUUAAAAAGAAUAUUGAUUCGUUUUUUAAUGAAAUUAAUGAUUUGGAGAUUGCUGAUACAAGUAAAAAGCAAAUAAAAGACACCACUGUUACAACAACGACAACCUAUACACCAGGUGGCAAAGAUAAACUAAGAGAGUCUAGAAGUAUUAAGAAAAACCAGAUCAAAUCAAAUCCAUCAAGCAAUAAUCUAUCAUUAAACCGAAGAUCAUUAUCGAUAAUGGGUAAUACAUUAGGUGAUACAGGUCCAAUUCCAAAUGUAGAGCAACCAUCAAUGUUUUCAAUUAAAGAUACACACAAUAUAUUCGACUAUAAGAAACCUGUAAUCUCUGCAAACACCAAAGUAUUUAUAACAUGUCUCAAACGUGUACUUAUCGAUAAAGAUAGAAUUAUGGAAAGAAAUGAUCAAUCUCUUAGAACCGUUAUUUAUAAGCUAUGCUUUACAAUUAAAAAACUGCAUCAAGACGGAAUUUUAAAUAUUUUAUUUGAUGACAUUCGUUUAAUCACCGAAAUUAUCAUCAGAAGUGGUUAUUUUAUUCAAAUCUUUAGAUCUUUUUUCAAAUUGGUUGAUGAAGUUAAAACAAGUGAAGUAUUUUUCAGUUUUCUUUCAGAAUGCAGACAUAUGGCCGAAAUUAUAAAUCUUAUUAUUAAAGCAGCAGGCCAUGGUAACGAAAGCCAAACUAGAAAGAUGAUUUACAUCGAAGAGGACCACAGAAAAAUUUUAUUGAAACAAAUUAAAUAUUUAAUUCAAAUUCUAUUACAAAAUGAAGAGCUUACUCACUUAGUCAAAAACAUUGCAAAUUUGAAGAGACAAGUCGAUAUCGCAAAAGAGGAACAAAGAAAGGCUUUCACCUAUGACUUGAGGAAGAAUCUCCAUGUAUAUGCCCCAUUCACCAACGAGGUAAUUUGUGCUGCUCAGUCUAUAGUGGGUGAAAAGGUUAAUUUGCGUACUGUUUUUUCACACUUGAACCAAGCCAUCAACUAUGUUAAAAACAAUAGAACAUAUAAAAAAGUUAUCAAGGAUCUUUCAGAUAUCAUACGUAGAAUUUAUUCCACUGAAGAAUCAAAUUUAACAAUAGAAUUAGAAACCCAAACUCGUCAAGCUAUGGAUAGAUUAGAAGUGAUGAUUAUUGAAAUUUGUUCAUUACCACCACUCGUCGAAGUUAGAGUACAGCUUUCACUUUUAAUCUCAGCAUUCAUGUCAGAUCCAAUUAAUGAACGUCUAAUCCAUGACAUUAAAGAUUUAUUCAAUAGUAUGAAGUCUGAAAAAAUUGGUAAAAAAAUUGAUAUAAAUAUUUUUAGGGAACUCAAACUUUUAAUAUUCCCAUACCUUAUUCAUAAUAUUCACAAGUUUGGUUUACCAAAUAUCGAGGGUCAAAAAGAAAAAAAGAAAAUAGAGUAUAGAUUAGAAAAUAUCAAUUUAAUACUAACCAAAAUAGAUCCAAACGAUUUAAAUAUAAAAUUAAUUUCAUCAGUCGAAACUGCACCAUUGGUAUUAAAAGGUUGCAUAAAAUCAAUUUUAUCAAUCGAAUUAACCAAUGUUCAUUUUAAAUUAGAGCAAGUGGCAUGGCACUUUAAGAAAUCAUCAUUCCCCAAAAUUAAAGAUAGUGGUUUGGUAAAUAUUUCAACAGGCGAAAAAGGUGUCGAUAUUAAAUUAAAAUUAUCAUUCUCACCAAAUAUACUCGAGAAUAAACAUUGUUUCCAAAUUAUAAAAUCAAAAUGUAAAAUAAACGAUAUACAUAUUAAUAUUUUGAAUAGUAGCCAUAAUGGUUUAUAUAAAACAAUUUAUAAAUUAUUCAAAAAGAAAAUUAAGAAAUCAAUCGAAGAUGCGAUUUCAGAAGAGUUAUCAGCUAAAAUUAUGAAUCUAGAUAAAUAUAUCUAUGACUUAUUCAUUGCAAAUGAUAAACCAAAAGUAGAUAAAACAUCGAUUAAAUCAAUGAAUAAAGCUAAAAGAGAAAAGAUUUUAGAAAGAAUCGUUACAGAAAUUCCAACAUCAACUAAAUCAUCAAGAAGAUUUUCAAUCCUUUCAUUUAACUAUGGACAACCCAAUUCACCAUUAGCUUUUGAUACUCCAAAAUCAACAAGUUCUCGUAGAUCUCUCGAUACAGAAAUCGACGAAUUUAUACUUAAAGAACAACAAAGAGAACGUUCAGAGGAUGAAGAAAAUAGACAAAAAAGAAGUUUAGGACAUGAGUUUAGAUAUGAAUUUUCACCCUCACCCUUACAUGCAAAUUCCCAACUAAACAAUGGAUCAAGUGAUUCACAACUCCAAAGAAGGUUAUCCCAACCUGAUUUAUACAACAGAAACCAAAUAAAUUAA